This is a messenger RNA of Amphiprion ocellaris (clown anemonefish), 1220 nucleotides long. Its product is annotated as (3R)-3-hydroxyacyl-CoA dehydrogenase-like. NCBI's taxonomy places the organism in Eukaryota, Metazoa, Chordata, Actinopteri, Pomacentridae. The record is from RefSeq and is a predicted model, not a curated record. The coding region runs from base 966 to 1220 and encodes 84 amino acids. The transcript is spliced from 2 exons.
UUCUCCUUGAACACGAAUCCUUCACUAUGUUUACAAAGAUAAACAGAAAACCAGUCUGAACUAGUGAUGGUGAAAUCGAAGCUUCAUGAAGCAGUGAACCACUUUGACACAACUGCUUGAAGACUGACACACUGCUUCGAAGCAUUUGAUACAGCCAGAGAGUCAUGUAAGAGUUUAACCAGCACACACUGAGGGAGGCUGAAGUAAUGAGUCUGCAGGGGGAGACGAGGACUGUUCAUUGAAAAGAAAGAGGGGAAACAAAACGUGCAGCAGCAGGAUUCUAACUUAUUCUAACUUAUGUCAAAGGAGUAAAGUAUGUCCUAGAAAAUGUUGUGGAUUUUGAUUCAGUGGAAACAAAAUGUGUUUUUCACACCUGCAUAUGUGUCAGCAGCUUCUUUAUAUUGUUUUUUGUCACCAUGUCCACCACAACUGCUUUUCAUGUCAAUUUACGAAGCAAUAAUGACCUCAGAGUGAAGACAGAGUUCACCCAGGAGCUUUGGAUAUAUUUGAAAAGAAGAUCAAUAAAUAAGGACAGACUGACAAACUGGACAGAAGAUUAACUUCUGUUAUAGAUGUUUUCAGUACUUCUCUGGUUCCAUCUUCCAUUUAAAAUGUUUUAAUAUUUAAAGAAAGCAACAUUAAGUUAGAUAUAAUAACAUCUAAACGUACUUCCGGUAGAAAUUUCAAAUUAAAAUAAGCCGCUCUAAUGGCGAGAUGUUUGUAAGUGAGGACGGUCACAGUAGUCAGUGUUUAAUGACUUCCUCCGUCGGCAAUAAACUCAAAGUGAUGGCUAACGAUUAAAAAUAUAAACUCUGCAGAGUCAAUGUCUUCAUUAUCUGAAAAACGUUGUAAAGAUAAUCUCUUUCUAGCUUCCGUUCUUCCUCUGCUGAAAACCUGACAUUUGAAUGUGAGUCUGUGUCGCCGCCUGGCGGACAAACUGGAAACUACAACAACAGAAAUCCAUCAUGGCGGCGGCCACAAGGCUCAUAUCAAGGUUGACGCUGGUCACUGGAGGAGGCAGUGGGAUUGGACGGGCGGUCUGCCAGCGUUUUGCCUCUGAAGGCGCCUCCGUGGUGGUCGCUGACGUCAGUGAGGAGUCGGCCAAUGAGACGCUGGGGAGCCUGUCAGGUGACCUGAGAGGUCAGGUUCACAUGGCGGCUGUGGUGGACGUGUCCUCGAAGGAGAGCAUAAAGAAGCUGGUAACAAGUAUACAGGUGUGA